CGGGCGCGGGGGGAGGCGGGCGGCCGCCGGGCCCCGCGGAGGGAGCGGGGCAGUUCCUGAAGAGAUAAACCGGGGCGGGAAAGGGGAGCAACCCCCGCGGCCGUGGGUGUGAAGCAGCCGCUCGCCCGCCCGCCCUUUCCCCGGCCGGGAGCCCCGGCUCCUCCAAGGUGUUUUUGGGGGUGAGCGGGUCUCCCUCCUCAGCGAGGGGCGGCCAUGGCGGAGGCAGGGAGGGCCGUCCAGGUGUCUGUCAUUGUGCCUGUUCACAACAGUGAAUGCUGGUUAGAUGAAUGCCUGAAGUCGGUUUGGGAACAAGAUUUCAAAGAAACCAUGGAGCUGUCAGUUUUUAAUGAUGCCAGUAAGGAUGGUUCAGCUGAAAUAAUUGAGAAAUGGAAGAUCAAGCUGGAAGAUGCUGGUGUUCCAGUAAUCAUUGGUAGUAAUGAUUCAUCUCAACCUCGAGGCGUUGGAUUUGCUAAAAAUCAAGCAGUAAUUCAGAGCUCAGGAACCUAUCUCUGCUUUCUGGAUUCAGAUGAUGUGAUGAUGCCCCAGCGGGUUAGACUGCAGCACGAAGCUGCCAUUCAACACCCAAACAGUAUUAUUGGUUGCCAAAUCAGAAGAGAGCCACCGGAGUCUACGGAGCGGUACACUCGCUGGAUCAACAAUCUGACUGAAGAACAGCUUCUUACACAGGUGUUUACCUCCCAUGGACCUACUGUGAUUAUGCCAACCUGGUUCUGUUCCCGAAAAUGGUUUUUUCAUGUGGGAAAAUUUGAUGAGGGUGGAAAGGGUGUUCCAGAAGAUCUGUUGUUUUUUUAUAAACACAUCCAGAAGGGCGGUGAAGUCUUUCGAGUAAACCAUUGCCUCCUGCUCUACCGAUACCAUCCCCAGGCUGCGACUCAUUCCGUCCUAGAGGGAACCAUCUGGAAUCACCGCGUCAGGUUUCUUGAAGAAAGAGUCCUGAGCUCCUGGACGUCGUUCACCAUUUGGAACGCUGGCAAGCAAGGCAAGAAGCUCUACAGAAGCUUGUCACCAGCUAAUCGGAAAAAGGUAACUGCCUUCUGUGAUGUCGAUGAGAAGAAAAUAACAAAAGGAUUCUACACUUACGAAGAAUCGGAGGAGAGACCAAAACCAAAAAUUCCGAUAUGUCACUUCAGAGACGCAACUCCACCCUUCAUCAUCUGCGUGAAGCUGGAUUUGACAGGUGGAGCCUUUGAGACAAACCUGAACAUGCUGAACUUGAGGGAAGGGAGGGAUUAUUACCACUUCAACUGAAACCCAAGAGCUCUUGGCAGCACAGACCGAGGGCCCGGCUCGUCCGGAUGCGGCGGCACAAACUCCUCCCGUCCCCGCGGCGCCCGCAGCAGGAGCCUGGACUCACCCCAGCGACCGGCCCCGCUGCCUCACGCCGAGCUCUGCAGGGAGAGAAGGGGAGAGGGGCUGUGGGGCAGCUGCUGAACAGCAUCCCAAAUCAUGGGAUUAAUACACGACAUCGAGAGGAAAACACAGACUUGCAGAGCUGUAAUAUUUACCGUCCUUUUUAACACCUCCAUUUUUAACUACCCUCAGGAAAUCGUAUUUGUGUGAGUUGUAAAGGAAUUGUAAGUGUUGAUUUUGUAUGAAAUGAACUUCAUUCACCUUU
Molecule: messenger RNA, 1636 nt
Organism: Calidris pugnax (ruff)
Lineage: Eukaryota; Metazoa; Chordata; Aves; Charadriiformes; Scolopacidae
Gene: B3GNTL1
Product: UDP-GlcNAc:betaGal beta-1,3-N-acetylglucosaminyltransferase-like 1
Exons: 13
Coding region: 214-1269 (351 amino acids)
Source: RefSeq, a predicted model, not a curated record